CUACUUUCCCACCUGGACGGAGCAGUCAAUCUAGCAGAAGCAGAAAAAUGAAGGCCUCCUGCCUCUUCUCCUGCUUCUCCCUGCUGAGCUUCUGUGUCUGUUUCCCCCUGGAUGAGGGGCAGGCAUUGGGCCAGAAGGCCAGCCUCUGGGUCCCCGGAGCUGCCAAGUGGAAGUGUUCGCCUGGAGACCUCAAGUCCCUCCUCAGCAUCGCCAGGGAACUACAGGGGUUUGAGAAGGAGCGAGCUGGCAUCCGCCUCCGCUUCGGGAGGGAGAGAGGAGGAGGUCCAGAAGAUGAGAAUGAAGCCGCCAACUACCUGCCAGAGGAGGCAGGUGAGAAGAGGGCUGGCACUUUGGGGAACCUUGCUGAGGAGCUGAAUGGCUACAGCCGGAAGAAGGGAGGCUUCAGCUUCCGCUUUGGGCGACGGAGGACAACAGCUCUCUUCUGAAGUCCACUGUCCACCCACUUCGGCUGUGGAAGUCCUUCCUUAUCUGUCCUGUGCUACAUCUUCAACACUCUUGGGAUGACCAGCAGUGCCCUCACCCCUGAUUUCAUCCUUCUGUUGCCUCAUACAACACAAGCAUUUCUCAUUUUCCUGUUCCCUAUUCUGCAAAAUCUUGUUUUUCGCAAAAGGGGGUCAAGAAGGGAUUGAUUCCACAACAGUCUCCUCCUUUCCACUGACUUCAGCUGUUCUCAUUCGGCAGCUCAGUCUCAAGGCUACUUCUGCGUGUUUUGCAGGAAGGGAGAACAGUGCAGAAGAGAUCCCCCCCCCAACGCUACAAUUUCCCCCCUGCAAUGCCUGACCGUAAAGGAACAUUGGGAGCAUAGAUCACAGUCUUCAUUCAUGGAGGGCACCUCUGAAACUCAAGAAGACCUGGCUGGUGCUUUUAAGAACUGAGCAAAUGCUUGAGAGAAAGAGUGGGGAACGGUUUUCAGCUCAAGGGCCACAUUCCCUUCUGGGAGUCAUGGGCCAGUGGUGGGUGGGGCCCAAAGCAAAUGUGGGUGGAGAACCAAAUGAAAAUUUCACCUUUGUACCAUAGCUUAGUUUACACCCACCCACCCCUACCUUUAUACUGCAGCCAGAGCAAGCAAGAGGCACUAUUGGAGUUCAAGGAUACAUAUUCUAACCAUGCAAAAUAAAGGGGGGGGGGAGUUAGGGGUGUGGCCUGGUAAGAGUAAGUGUGGAGUUGGUGUAGCCUUCAUAGAGUUCUGAGGGCCAGACAGGGAGCCCUUAAGGGCCAUGACCACUCUCCUUUAUUUCUGACACAGUAUCCUUGUGGAAGAAUGAGGUGGAGGGGGUUUGCUUUCUGGGUUUGGGGAGAGAGAUCACCCCUUUUUGGAGAUGGGUAGAACUGUGAAUUGAAGUUUUUCUCCAUUUUUAAUUUCUCCAACCAGCUCUCCACAUUUCCACAGCCUGUGGAAGACCGCUAUUCCUUUAAGUUCUCAUGAAAAGUCAUUAGCAUUUUUAUGCACGUUCUCCUAAUUGAUACGUUUGAAAUAUUUUUCCACUAACAGGCAUUGUUUCACAAAACAAUUUCCCCUAAAACAA
Molecule: messenger RNA, 1547 nt
Organism: Podarcis raffonei (Aeolian wall lizard)
Lineage: Eukaryota; Metazoa; Chordata; Lepidosauria; Squamata; Lacertidae
Gene: QRFP
Product: pyroglutamylated RFamide peptide
Exons: 2
Coding region: 48-446 (132 amino acids)
Molecular function (GO): orexigenic neuropeptide QRFP receptor binding
Source: RefSeq, a predicted model, not a curated record